Messenger RNA from Hydra vulgaris (swiftwater hydra), 1789 nucleotides. Its product is annotated as kelch-like protein 28. Gene Ontology annotation, molecular function: protein binding. NCBI's taxonomy places the organism in Eukaryota, Metazoa, Cnidaria, Hydrozoa, Anthoathecata, Hydridae. The record is from RefSeq and is a predicted model, not a curated record.
GUAAUUUAGUUUCAGAUGCACAAAAAUACAAAGGUAAUAUGUAUGAAAUAUGCUCUACUAUUAUUAAAGAUGUAUGUGGAUAACAGUCAUUCAGUUUUUUUAUUGAAAAGAUUAUCUUUAUUACGUGAUCAUGAAGAAUUAUGUGAUAUAGAACUGAAAGUUGGAGAUAAUGGCACUUGCUUUUCUGCUCAUAAAGUUGUACUUGCAGCUGUAAGUGAUUACUUUAAAGCCAUGUUCAGUACAAAAAUGGAAGAAUCUUUUGUUAAAACAAUAAUUUUACACAAAACAGAUGAAAAAUCUGUGUCAAUACUUAUUGAUUUUGCAUAUACUGGACAUAUAUCAUUAUCUUCUAUAAAUGUUCAACCUUUAUUAGUUACAGCUAACAUGCUUGGUAUAUACCAAGUAGUGACAGCUUGUUGCAAUUUUCUUGAGAGUCAGAUGCAUGCUUCCAAUUGUUUGGGUUUUAUUGAAUUUGCAGAGAUUCACAGUCUUCAUGAAUUGAAGUCUUCAUCUUUAAAGUUUUCAGUUCAUAAUUUCUUAGACCUGAUGAAUUAUGAUGAAUACUUACAUACAAAUGGAAAUACAUUAAAACUUAUAAUUUCACAUGAUAGUUUAAAUGUCUCAUGUGAAGAAGAUAUAUUUUAUUUUAUAGAACAAUGGGUUUUAUAUGAUAAAGACUCAAGAAUUGAAGUAUUUUAUGAAUUGUUUAAUGAAAUUAGGCUGGACCAGCUUAGUACAAACUUUUUGUCAUACCUGCUUUUCCAUUCCUUGUUUUCUACAAAAGCUGGUUAUUUAUCUAAAUUAAAAAUUAAUAUGUUUUACAAUUUAAAAUCCAGUCCAUCUAGAAUGCUUUCCAAUGAACUCUGUUUAGCCAAAUCUAAAAGGAAUAGUAGUGACUGUGUUUUUUUAUCAGGAGGAAAAGAUGGUCUUUUAAACAAUUUAGUCUCCUGUACUCUCUACAAUUUAAAAAAAGAUACAUGGAUUGACUGUUCUCCUUUACCAACCCCAAGAAUUAAUGCUGCAGCAGUAGCAAAUAAUGGUGUGGUUUAUGUUGUUGGUGGCUAUAUACCUUACAGUACUUCUUUUUUGCCUACUUCAUCAAUGAUUAAAUAUUCAAUAUACACACAUACAUGGAAGUAUUCAUUAGAGAUGACAGAAAAACGUUCUGGUCAUGUUGCUGUUAAUAGUCAAGGCUUCAUCUAUGUAAUUGGAGGUUACGAUGGGCAAUCAUAUUUGAAGUCUGCAGAAAGGUUCAGCCCUUCAACAGAAAAAUGGGAAAAGAUCAAAGACAUGCAGUACAGUAGAGGAGCUGCAGCAGCAGUAACAUUAGAAGAAUAUAUUUAUGUAUUAGGGGGUCAAGGUAUUGCCCAUUUAUCUUCUGUAGAAAGGUACAACACUAUUAGCGGUCAAUGGGAGUUGAUGCCUGCUAUGAGUUGCAAAAGGAUUAAUUUUGGUGCUGCGCAAGUAAAUGGUUAUAUAUUUGUCGUAGGUGGCCAUGAUGGUACAAACUAUUUACGAAGUAUGGAAAGGUUUGAUCCAAUCUCAAAUGAAUGGGCUGUUGUUUCUUCAAUGUCUUCUCCUCGAACUGGUAUUGGUGUUUCUGUGCUUUAUAAAAAAUUGUAUGUUAUGGGUGGACACAAUGGGAGUCGUUACUUAGAUACCUGCUGCUCUUAUGAUCCAUUUACUGACAAAUGGGAAGAUAUUUGUUCAAUGAACACGCCUAGAUGUUACAUGUCUUAUACUGAUGUUUGUUUAAAUUUUUCUAGUUAAUAAACAUUAACAGUGUUUA